Molecule: messenger RNA, 1539 nt
Organism: Rhizophagus irregularis DAOM 181602=DAOM 197198
Lineage: Eukaryota; Fungi; Glomeromycota; Glomeromycetes; Glomerales; Glomeraceae
Source: RefSeq, a predicted model, not a curated record
AUGAAUGGUCGGAAGGUAUCUAUAUCUAACACAUAUAGUAGUGUUCACUUAAAAAAUUUAGCGCCAAAGCGGAGCAAUUUGAAAAUUUCAACUUGUGCUUCAAGCGAAAAAUGUAAUCAAAACAAUACUGGAUAUGAAUGGUGUAGAGCGUGUAACGCAAAACAUUUUCAACGAAAUUUUAAAAAUUGGACAAGUGGUAAUGCUAACAUUGACAAAUUUAUUCGAGAUACUCAACUAUCAGCGAGUCAUCAACAAAAUGUAUUAGAAUGGAUACCUUAUAACACAUUUUAUGAUAUUAAAUAUAUUGCAAAAGGUGGGUUUGGCCAAGUGUAUAGAGCAAAUUGGAUUGAUGGAUGUAUAUAUAAACGGAAUAAUAAAAAUCAAAAUUGGGACCGAUAUUCCAAUAUCACUGUAGCUUUGAAAAUUUUAAAUAAUUCAAAAGAUGUUACAUGGGAAUUUAUCAAUGAGAUUAUAUCGCAUUAUAAGAUUGGAGAUAAUUAUAAUUGUUAUAAUUGUGUUACUCAACUUUAUGGAAUAUCUCAAGAUCCAGAAACGCAAAAUUAUAUUAUGGUUUUGGAAUAUGCAGAACAUGGAAGUUUGCGAAAUUAUUUAGAUAAAUGUUAUGAUAAAUUAAGUUGGAAAGAUAAGUUAAAUAAUUUAUGGUGGAUUUCAUUUGGACUUGCAAUAGUUCAUGUGAAAGAAUUAAUUCAUCGAGAUUUGCAUAAUGGUAAUAUAUUAAAGUUUUCUUCUAAAACUAAUAUAACUGAUAUGGGUUUAUGCAGGCCUGCAUAUUAUAAUAAGUUAGAUAAUAAAAUAUACGGAGUUUUACCUUAUAUUGCCCCAGAAAUUUUAAGAGGACAAAAUUAUACUAAAGCAACUGAUGUUUACAGUUUUGGUAUAAUUAUGUAUGAAGUAAUAUCUGGAUUACCUCCAUAUCAUGAUGUAAGUCAUGAUGAAAGUUUGGCAAUAAAAAUUUGUCUAGGACUCAGACCAAGGUUUAAUAUUAAAGUACCCCAAUUGAUCGUGCAUUUAAUUAAAAAAUGCUUAGAUGCAAAUCCAUUAAAUCGACCAAUAGUGAAUGAAAUUGCGAAUAUUUUAUCACUAUGGUAUACGGACUUUGAUAGUUAUAUAGAGCUAAAACAGCAAAUUAAAGAAUCGGAAGAAAUCAAUAAUAAAACAUUAGGCAAUAGUUUUAUAUCUCCAACUAGUUCAUCCUUAUCAUAUGAAACACAUUCGGAAGCUAUUUAUACAAGUAGAUUACUUAAUUUUAAUAAUCUUCCCGAACCAAGAAAUUCUGGUGAUUAUUAUAACCGAUAUGACGAUAUAAUAAGCAAGGAAUAUUCAGCAUCUUUACAAAUUGAUAUUUCUAAAUUAAAAAUAAAUGAUGAUGUGACAAUGAAAAUUUGUAAAGGCUUGAGACCAAAGUCUAAUUAUAAAAUUCCUCAAUUAAUUUUUGACAUUAUUAGUCAAUGUUGGAAUGCAGACCUUUUAAAACGACCUAAUGCAAAUAAAUUACUUAAGCUAAUUCAUGAUUUAUGA